Messenger RNA from Limulus polyphemus (Atlantic horseshoe crab), 1484 nucleotides. RefSeq names its product protein phosphatase PHLPP-like protein. The record is from RefSeq and is a predicted model, not a curated record. The transcript has 10 exons. Lineage: Eukaryota; Metazoa; Arthropoda; Merostomata; Xiphosura; Limulidae. Gene Ontology annotation, molecular function: protein binding. Bases 6 to 968 code for a protein of 320 amino acids.
AGAAGAUGACAGAGGGACUGUCUCAUCUGCGUCAUCUGGACAUAAGUCGUAAUAAACUAAGAGGGGAAGUACAUUUUUCAAGACUAAAGAAUCUGACUUAUUUAGAUGUCAGCCACAAUGAUAUAGAAUCCCUACAAAUGACACCAUUAAGCAGUCUCGAGAACCUCAAUUGUUCCUACAACAAGCUUCGGUGCAUUACGUUGAACAGUAUAAAACUGCGAAGCGUUCUUUGUCACCAUAAUGAACUUCUUCAGGUGCAAUUUCCAGGGUCCUUAGAACAACUAGAAGAGUUCGGAGCUUCUCAUUUCUUCAAGAAAAAACGACCACUGCUCUCUCUCGUGAAACUGGGAAACAACCAAAUACACAAACUUCCCGAGCUGAACAAGGAAGUCCCACUAAGAAAGCUGCUGUUGGAGAAUAACCUACUAGCCGAACUUCCCGAGGCCUUUUUUGAUUAUCUCCCCAGGCUGGACGAACUGAAUGUUACACACAACCAAUUAACUGAUCUCCCUCUACCGACAUCCAAACAAAACCUAUCACUACGUAAACUCUUUCUCUCCGCCAAUAGGCUUCGAGAAAAUGUCUUCGAGCUUUUGAGAGUUUGUCCGAGACUUCAGGUCCUGCACGUGGGCUAUAACCUUCUAACUAAACUUCCUGAUCAUAUCUUUAAAGCGACGCCAGAUCUCCAACAGAUGUCACUAGCGGGGAACAGACUCCAAAGCAUAGAGAAACUAUCUAACGUACCGAAACUUCAGUUUCUGUAUUUACACUCUAACAAGCUGACAACAGUUCCAAAUUUUUCGUCUCAUGCUUCCCUUAGGGUUCUUGACAUAUCGUGUACAAAACUAAAUAAGGUCAAUUUGGCUUUUCUUGUGACCCCUGACCUUCGCCAUUUGGAUAUAUCUUUAACAAGAAUCUUCAAGUGGAAUCAAAUGACUUUCAGCAGCUUUGUACAAAACGAAAUGUAGCUGUAGUGGAUGUCAGUUGCUCGGGUCGUACAGCGCCACCAUGCGACAAGGACAUGCACCAACUUUCUUGUGAAGACAGUCCAUUCGAAAUCGCUUUAACAGAAAGCUAUGGUAGUCAUGACAGGUUAAUUAUUGCUCCAAUGGACUCAUUAAGCCUAAAACACGGUCUACUAAUAGCUGCCGUUGAAAGUGAAGAAUACGUCGAUGACAUGAACCUUGCACGGAAGACAUUACUGCGGUUUCUUAAAGAGGAAAAUCAUGAAAAAUCUGACGUUCUUCUAAAGAAAGUAUUUAUGAGAUUUUUAAAACAUGCGCAGUCUAACGGUUCUGCCUUCAACACCAGAAUUACAUUGUGUAUGUUGACUCCUAAGUUCAACAUCAAAGAAACUGUAUAUUCUCUCCACGUAACAACAACAGGUGGCGCUACCUGCGUUCUUGGAAGAAAAAAUGAUGUUGCUGUUCUUUCCCAGCAUCAGCCGCCAAGCAAGGAUUUGGGUAUGGAGUGGUAUUCUGCGA